CACUGCCUAUAAUGAACGAUAAUAAAUGACCCAAAUGGUCAGCUAUAUUGGGUUGAACUAUUUUACACGAACAAACAUCAACAGGAAGUGUAGUAACCAUAUAGUCAAUGCAUGUAGAACUAGUGUAAUCAUUUUUGUUUGUAAAUAUUCUAGUAGACGAACAAGACGAAAAUUUAUCGCUACUAUUGUGCUCGUAAUUUUUGGUAUAGGUGUUACUGUCGUUAAUUUUAAUUUUUUUGGGAAUAACCAGUUUGUAGAGAGACACUAUAAAUCUAAUAUAUUGGAAAAAAUUUCAGCUGGAUAUAGAAAUAUAUCUAACGCGUUGACUAUAACCACAAAAAUCGACAGACACUCCAAGGGGUUACUGGAAUAUGCAAAAUCAAAAGGACUUUGGGAUGGCCAGGGAGAGUUCAAUUUCCGAGAGGCGUUCAGUGGUGAAAAAGAACCGUAUGGAUCCAGAUUUUUGGCCGGGGAAAAACUUCUGGAGAAAUCCACUUCCACGAAAAGUUUCAAGGAAACGGACAUGUUUGCUAUUUUACGAGAUAAGGAGUCCGGUAUUUGUAUGACUUGCGACGGCAUAGGAAGUGUAACUCAAGGUAGUCAGGUUUCAGUUCUAUCCCGCAAGAAACCCAGCAUUCAUUGGUUCACUGCUACACCUGACCCAUCCAAGUCGGUGUUCAAACCAUUUGUGUUCACUAAAAAUGUUGUUCCUUCAAAGCACACGCAAUGCUCUAGCUCUGAGGAUCCCCACACUCUAUACUCUCUGCACUCAGAAGCAUCGAAAAAGGGAAGCUAUGUCCAAGAACUUCUGCGAAACAUGGAGUCUGAGUGCGUCAAAGAACUGGAAACCGUCAUAGAAAAAGACGACCAAGAUCUUUCCGAACUGGAUGAACUCUUCAAAGAUUGUGUAGAAACGGAAGUUAAAUUCUAUCGCUGAAAACUUCCCUUCGCUUAUCGCUUCACCAAACCCAAUGGCGAGCAAGAUAGUUCGAAGAUGACUUGCUCGUUAUUGGUCUAAGCGCCAAAUAAUUCGAUAAAUAAACUAGACACAUUUAGAUUGCAUGACCAAGUAAUAAUAAUUGUUGUUUAUGAUUUGGCUUCGUUUGUUGAUAUACGCAAUCUCAUUUUGUUUAUUGUUUGAUCUCGCUGCAGAGAUGAUUUUCUCGCAAAAACUCAAAUGUUAGGUUAGGAAGUAUGUGUGUUUUUGAAGCUUGUUAAUGAUGUCUUGCGUUGAAUGGUGGAGGUUCUGAAACCAGUUGUCUGUAGAUUGAAAAGUUUGACUUCCACGAAACUUUUAGUAUCUUUGAUAAAAAGUAACUCACAGAGCAACAUGUCUUGAAUGAAAUGGAGAGCUUCUUACGCUAGGGAGUUAUCCUCAACUUGGAUUUGUGAUUGGUUGACAAGCAGAAUCGAGAAAGCACUUUACAUGCUGCUCUUUUGAUUGGAAAACUGAAAUUUUCGUCUCUGUUUCACUCUUACAUCUUUUUCUUCAGUAUCCUCAUUUCAAAUUGUUUUCUAUGUCUGAAACUACUAUAACUGCAUUGUGAAAUUAAACCUUGAAAUGAUGAAGAAUCUCUGCCAUUCAAAAAAGUCGAUAUUUUGCUGCCAUAGUUUUUCCAAAAAAAAAACCUCAAAAAUUCUGCCAACUUGAAGAUAACUACUUUGUAACAAAUGAAUCAUGUCUCUGUCUCUCUCCCUCUCUAAUUUCUACGGCUGUUGCUUCUCAUUCAAGGGCAAUUGACCAGGCUCCUCCGGUUCAUAGUUAACGGAAGCUCUGUCCUGGGGCGCAGCUGUCUUACUCGGGGCAAUGCUGCCACCCUAAGUGUUUUCAUUUACUUAAAAAAACACACUACUCGGGAGGCCUUUCGAUAAAAAUAGCACAAAUACAUAUCUUUAUCGAACUGGCGACCUCAUCGAAUCCGACGACAUCCAGCCUGGUUACCGGCGUAAGGGGCUGCCAUUCUACGUGUUUAGAACUAUUACAGGACUAACGACCUCGUCGAAUCCGUCGACAUCCAGCCUGGUUACCGGCGUAAGGGGCUGCCAUUCUACCUGUUUAGAACUAUUACAGGACUAACGGCCUCGUCGAAUCCGUCGACGUCUAACCUGGUUACCGGCGUAAAUGGCCGUCAGUCAUAUCAAUACGUGUUUUCAGUGGUACUUAUUUUAGUAUACGCCUCACUUUUGGACUCCUUUCAGAACACGACAUCCAUGUGCCAUCUUUGAGGGCGGUCGUUAUCGGCAUAGCCGUCUUCUGUCGCGGUCGAAGGAAGUCCGAAAAUAACCAUGAAAUGGUGUGACGAUACGCGCAUGUGCCGAAUUACCGACUAACCUAAAAUUUUUCUAUUCUUUACUGAUUGAACUGAAGAUGAACCGCCCUCAAAGAUGGCGGUUGUUAUAGGCAUAUCCGUCUUCUGUCGCGGUCGAAGGAAGUCCCAAAUGAAUCAUGAAACGGUGUGACGAUGUGCGCAUGUGCCGAAUUACCGACUAACCUAAAAUUUUUCUAUUGUUUACUGAAAUGAACUGUAGAUGAAGUUAGGCUUACUUCAUCUCCUGAAGAUACCAGCUUGGUUGGUGAAACGGGCGUCGAGUAAUGCAGUUCUGGUAUCUAUCUGGGAAAAAGACUUGCUCUGCAUACUCGCCCCAUUCGCUGCUCAUGACGACUGAAGGCAUCAUACAACUACUACAGCGCUGAGCACCUUGGUGUGAUAUUGUAAAUUGUAUUUAUCAGGCGAGUGCUGUUUUGGAAAAGCGGAUAACGCUAUUCCAGGGUGGUCCAGGGAAAACAUCUCGGGGACUGUUGAGAAACGUAAAUUUCAGCGUUUUUAUACACAAGAGGAACUUGAAUAUUUAUUAUGUAAUUCUGACGAUAUCGAUGAUUCCACUUUUGCAAAUCAUGACGUGGAAAAAUGUGGAUGGUAUGAUUCCGAUGAGGAAGAUGAAAUGGCGGG
Messenger RNA from Leptinotarsa decemlineata (Colorado potato beetle), 2951 nucleotides. Its product is annotated as secernin-3. The record is from RefSeq and is a predicted model, not a curated record. NCBI's taxonomy places the organism in Eukaryota, Metazoa, Arthropoda, Insecta, Coleoptera, Chrysomelidae. Gene Ontology annotation, molecular function: cysteine-type exopeptidase activity; dipeptidase activity. Gene Ontology annotation, biological process: proteolysis.